UAGUCAGUUGCUAGUCAAUCCGUGAGCUGGUGAAGUGGUGCACCAACAGUGGCUGCCGGUCAACUGAGCUCCAAAGAGUAUUGUUUAUUUAUAUUUUUUUUUCUAAUUUUUGUGUUUGUGUCUUGAAAUGGAAGUGAAUAGUGUGUUUGUUGUCCUGCUGUUGUUGGCCACAGUUGCACAGUUGUGUUUGGGUCAGGGUGAAGAGGGAAGUUGCAUUUGGUAUGGACAAAGUCAUUUUAUUGGUGAACAUGCUCAGAAUCUGGCCUAUUCAGGCCCAGCAUUAGCUCUAAAUGAUGCCGAAGCGGAGGCAGUCUUCGCCAAGCGUUGUCCCACUUUGUAUGCGGAGUACAAAGGCUUAAAUGGUGAUGCGGAGCUCGUACUUUGCUGUGAUGCCAAACAGAUAUUCACCAUGGACGGAGGAUUGACUCAAGCCGAUGGUGUCUACUCCAGAUGUCCGACCUGUACGAAGAACAUGGCCCAAAGUGUGUGCGCCAUGACCUGUGCCAAAAAUCACUCCCUCUUCUUGACCCCCUACCUUGAACUGAAUCCCGCCGGUGUUGACUUUGUGGAGCAUAUCGACUAUCGCAUUGAAGAUGAGACUGUGCAGCGCAUCUACAACAGUUGCUCCUCCAUUCAGCAUCCACAGACGGGACGACCCGCCAUGGAUCUUGGCUGUGGACCGUACAAUGCCAGGACCUGUAACUACCGCAGAUGGUAUCACUUUAUGGGCGAUCCAGAAAGUGACUACGUACCCUUUGGCAUCAACUAUAUGUGGUCCGAGGAUGCGACUGAGGGAUCCGACCAGAUCUAUCUGAAGCUUCAUCCCCUCGACUGUGGUCAGAGCUAUGAGGGUAAUUACGCCUGUGCCUGCAUCGAUUGUGAAGAGUCGUGUCCUCUGACCGAUCCACCGACCGGACACGAGGAUCCCUGGCAGAUUGCCGGACUAUAUGGCAUCACUUUCAUCGUUGCCUUGGUCGUUGGCUUGAUCAUCAGUGCCUUUAUUUGCUGGGGCGCAACAGGAGAUCGUCAAGGACCCAAUAUCCGAAUGCCAACACUAUAUGGAGAGUUUCUCUACAUUGGCUGUCGCGCCUGGGGCACUUUCUGUGCCAAACACCCAGUGCUGGUGUUAGCCCUGUGCUCUUGGGCAAUUGGUGGACUUGGAUUCGGUGUGCGUUACAUGAAGGUCACCACAGAUCCCGUCGAGCUGUGGGCCAGCGAGUUGAGUCAAACCCGCAUCGAAAAGGAGUAUUACGAUCAGCAUUUUGGACCCUUCUAUCGCACCAAUCAAAUCUUUGUGAAACCAACUAACAAAAAUACAUUCACACAUGAGACAGCCAGCGGUGUACUCACCUUUGGUCCUGCCUUUGAGCAGAGUUUCCUGCAGGAAGUUUUCGAACUUCAGGAGCAGAUAAUGCAGCUGGGUAUGGCCGAGGGUGCUGGAUUGGACAAGAUUUGCUAUGCACCCGUUCUGUACCCUGGAGUGACGCCCACUGUGGACGACUGUCUGAUACAGUCCAUCUAUGGUUACUUCCAAAAUGAUAUGUCCCGAUUCCAGAACUCCUACGUGGAUAACAAUAACUUUACCAUUAACUAUCUGAAUCAACUUGAGGAUUGUUUGCGUGUUCCCAUGAUGGAGGACUGCUUUAGCACCUAUGGUGGACCUAUUGAGCCGGGCAUUGCUGUGGGUGGCAUGCCCAAAGUGGAGAUUGGUGAGGAUCCCGACUAUAUGCUAGCCACGGGCCUGGUACUAACCUUUCUGGGCAAGAACCUGAACGAUGAGUCGAAAUUGGAACCGAACUUCAUCUGGGAAAAGCGUUUCGUUGACUUUAUGCGAAACUACAGCAGUGAGAAUCUGGAUAUUGCCUACUCCGCGGAACGUUCUAUACAGGAUGCAAUUGUCGAGCUGUCCGAGGGCGAGGUUGGAACCGUGGUCAUCAGCUAUGUGGUCAUGUUUCUGUAUGUGGCCAUCGCUUUGGGUCGCAUUCGAAGCUGUCUGGGCUUCUUGCGGGAUUCCCGCAUCAUGUUGGCCGUGAGCGGCAUUGUGAUUGUCCUGGCAUCAGUGAUUUGUAGCUUGGGCUUUUGGGGAUACAUUGGCAUAACGACGACCAUGUUGGCCAUUGAGGUGAUACCGUUCUUGGUGCUCGCCGUUGGUGUGGAUAACAUCUUCAUAAUGGUGCACACCUAUCAGAGAUUGGAUCACAGUCGCUACGAGACGAUUCAUGAGGCCAUUGGCGAGGCCAUUGGUCAGGUGGGACCCUCGAUUCUCCAGACGGCAAGCAGCGAAUUCGCCUGCUUCGCCAUUGGCGCCAUCUCCGAGAUGCCAGCGGUGAAGACAUUUGCCAUGUAUGCGGCAGCUGCCAUUCUCUUUGACUUUCUGCUCCAGAUCACGGCAUUUGUGGCCUUGAUGGCCAUCGAUGAGCAACGCUAUCGGAACGGACGCUUGGACAUGUUGUGCUGUGUGCAAUCCAAGUCCAAGCCGGAGGCGUCCAAGGAGGUUGGUGUCCUCGAGAAGCUCUUCAAGAACUUCUAUGCUCCCUUUCUGCUGUCCAAACCCGUUAAGAUCAUUGUCUUGCUGAUCUUCACAGUGAUUACCUGUCUAUCACUUAUGAUAAUGCCCUCCGUUGAGCUUGGUCUCGAUCAGGAAAUGUCCAUGCCUCAGGACUCGCAUGUGGUCAAAUAUUUCCGAUACAUGGACGAGCUGUUGGCCAUGGGUGCCCCUGUCUACUGGGUCCUCAAGCCGGGACUUGACUACAACAAGCCCGAGCAUCAGAACAUCAUCUGUGGCGGUGUUGAGUGCAACAAUGAUUCACUCGCCGUUCAGCUCUACACUCAGUCGCGUUAUCCGCAGAUUACCUCGUUGGCCAGACCAGCAUCCUCCUGGAUUGACGACUACAUUGACUGGAUAAGUAUCUCCGAUUGCUGCAAGUAUAAUAUCACAACUGGCGGCUUCUGUCCGAGUAAUUCGAAAAGCGAUGAUUGUCUGCCCUGUAAACGACAAUUCACUGAAGACGGUCUAAGACCCAGCUCCGAUACAUUUGACAAAUACGUGCCCUUCUUCCUCUCCGAUCUUCCCGAUGCCGAAUGCGCCAAGGCGGGACGACCUUCCUAUGCCGACGCCGUCAUUUAUACGCUGGACGAUGAGGGAUUGGCCACCAUCUUGGACACACACUUUAUGCAAUAUUCGACGACGUCAACAACGUCGGACAAGUUCGUGGCGGCGCUUCGGGAGGCGCGUCGUGUGCAGGCGGAACUGAAUGAGAUGUUUGCUAAGAAUGGCGUGGAGACGGAAAUCUUUCCCUAUUGCGUUUUCUUCAUAUUCUACGAGCAGUAUUUGUCGAUCUGGGACGAUGCAUUGGUUUCCUUGGGCUUCUCAUUGGCAGCCAUCUUUGCUGUGACUCUACUGUUAACCGGACUGGAUAUUACGUCCGCCCUAAUUGUGCUCUUUAUGGUCGUCUGCAUUCUGAUCAACAUGGGUGGCAUGAUGUGGGCAUGGGGCAUCACACUGAAUGCCAUCUCAUUGGUUAACCUGGUCGUCUGUGUCGGCAUUGGCGUUGAGUUUGUCGCCCACAUAGUGCGCUCCUUUAAGGGAGGUAAGGGCAGUGCCCAUGAGCGAGCUUUCCAUUCCCUGAGCGUUACGGGCAGCAGUGUUCUGUCCGGGAUUACGCUGACCAAGUUUGCCGGCAUUGUUGUGCUGGCAUUCUCCAAAUCGCAGGUCUUUCAGGUCUUCUAUUUCCGCAUGUACCUGGGCAUUGUGCUCAUUGGAGCAGCACAUGGCCUAAUCCUGCUGCCAGUGCUGCUCAGUGUGCUCGGUCCGCUCGAUAGCCGCCUGGCCAGGAGCUCAAUCAGUGAGUCCGUCACAUCCAUGAGACGUCGAGAAAGCAACGAAUCCAAAUAAGUAAUUUAAGCAUUGAGUGUGAGUCUGAAUACAAGUACUGUGUGUGAGUCUGAGACUGAGUGUUUGAGUAUCAUUUAUUCUGUAUUUGUUAUAUAUUUUUAUUCUGUACAUUUCUCCAUUUUUAUAUUUUUCGCUGGCUAUUUAAAAUUAAUAAUAAAAAAAAAUAAAAUUGUUUUUUAAGUCAUAAAUUUGCAUAAAACGUUUUGGCCCCGCCCACCCAUCUGCGCCUUCUUUAUUGUUUAUCGCCGUGGCACCUUUGUUUUUUAUGGCAUUAAGCGGCCAACUGCCGCGCACCGCCAAAACAAUAAAUAAGCAACUCGCAACGGCAACAGGAACGGCGACCCCAAGCUCCCUUAGCUCGACAAACCCUCAACCGCUGACCCUUAAAGUCCCUGUCCCUGUCCCUGUCCCUGUCCCUGUCCCUGUCCCUGUCCCUGUCACUGUACCAUCCCCCGCCCUUCGCCCAACCGCCCAAAACGUCUUACGCCUUUUGGGCAAAAACUUUGCCCAGAUUUUUCAGUUGCAGCUUCUUCAUUAUAAUACACUAACCAAAAUCUGGCAUAACGAAAUUCGAAAUGAAUUUAAUCGAGUAAUUAAAAGCAAUUGUUAUACAAAUUGUAUAUACUAAAAUAUUUAUAAUUCUUAGCAUAUAACUAAAAUUAUUUAUUUACUAUGUGUUUCAAAAAAAUUGUAAAUAAUUUUAAAUAAGCAUAUUUUUAUUUAUUAUAAAAUAAUGGCUUACAAUGGUAAUAGGGUUGAAUUAUUUGCUUUAACUAACGUUAUUAAUAAAGAAAAAUUAUAUGAAAUAAAUGUCAGACUAAA
Molecule: messenger RNA, 4717 nt
Organism: Drosophila innubila
Lineage: Eukaryota; Metazoa; Arthropoda; Insecta; Diptera; Drosophilidae
Gene: Npc1b
Product: NPC intracellular cholesterol transporter 1 homolog 1b
Exons: 6
Coding region: 128-3895 (1255 amino acids)
Cellular component (GO): membrane
Source: RefSeq, a predicted model, not a curated record